Molecule: messenger RNA, 1444 nt
Organism: Otolemur garnettii (small-eared galago)
Lineage: Eukaryota; Metazoa; Chordata; Mammalia; Primates; Galagidae
Gene: CCKBR
Product: cholecystokinin B receptor
Exons: 5
Coding region: 98-1444 (448 amino acids)
Biological process (GO): phospholipase C-activating G protein-coupled receptor signaling pathway
Cellular component (GO): plasma membrane
Molecular function (GO): gastrin receptor activity; cholecystokinin receptor activity
Source: RefSeq, a predicted model, not a curated record
GGCGGGAGCCUGAGCCGGAAUCGCCGCGUGAGCAGGUGGAGCCGCUGCGGGUGGCAGCCGGGCCGAGCUGAGUAAGGCAGCGGGCUCGGCGGGGGCCAUGGAGCUGCUAAAGCUGAACCGGAGCGUGCCAGGAUCCGGACCUGGGCCGGGGGCUUCCCUGUGCCGCCCAGGUGGCCCUCUCCUUAACAGCAGCAGCGCGGGCAACCUCAGCUGUGAGCCCCCUCGCAUCCGUGGAACCGGGACUCGAGAAUUGGAGCUGGCCAUUAGAGUCACGCUUUAUGCAGUGAUCUUCCUGAUGAGCGUGGGAGGAAAUGUGCUCAUCAUCGCGGUCCUGGGACUGAGCCGUCGCCUGAGGACAGUCACCAAUGCCUUUCUCCUCUCACUGGCUGUCAGCGACCUCCUGCUGGCUGUGGCCUGCAUGCCCUUCACCCUCUUGCCCAAUCUCAUGGGCACAUUCAUCUUUGGCACAGUCAUCUGCAAGGCAGUUUCCUACCUCAUGGGGGUGUCUGUCAGUGUGUCUACAUUAAGCCUCGUAGCCAUCGCCCUGGAACGGUACAGCGCCAUCUGCCGACCACUACAGGCGCGCGUGUGGCAGACGCGCUCUCACGCAGCUCGUGUGAUCGUGGCCACCUGGCUGCUGUCUGGACUGCUCAUGGUGCCGUACCCCGUGUACACCGUCGUGCAACCAGUGGGGCCUCGUGUGCUGCAGUGUGUGCAUCGCUGGCCCAGUGCGCGGGUCCGCCAGACCUGGUCGGUACUGCUGCUCCUGCUCUUGUUCUUCGUCCCUGGUGUGGUUAUGGCCGUGGCCUAUGGGCUUAUCUCCCGUGAGCUCUACUUAGGGCUUCGCUUUGACAGUGACAGCGAGAACCACAGCAGGGUCCGAAGCCAAGGAGGACUGCCAGGCGCUCCUAUCCACCAGAAUGGGCAUUGCCGGCCUGAGACCAACCUGGCUGGAGAGGACAGUGAUGGCUGUUAUGUGCAACUUCCACGUUCUCGGCCUGCACUGGAGUUGUCAGCGCUGACAGCACCUACUCCUGGGUCAGGAUCCGGAACACGGCCUACCCAGGCCAAGCUGCUAGCUAAGAAGCGUGUGGUGCGAAUGUUGCUGGUGAUCGUUGUGCUCUUUUUCCUGUGUUGGUUGCCAGUGUACAGUGCCAACACAUGGCGUGCCUUUGAUGGCCCAGGUGCACACCGUGCACUCUCAGGUGCUCCAAUCUCCUUCAUCCACUUGCUGAGCUAUGCCUCGGCCUGUGUCAACCCCCUGGUCUACUGCUUCAUGCACCGUCGCUUUCGCCAGGCUUGCCUCGAAACAUGUGCCCGCUGUUGUCCCCGGCCUCCACGAGCUCGCCCAAGGCCUCUUCCAGAUGAGGACCCUCCCACCCCCUCCAUUGCUUCCCUGUCCAGGCUAAGCUACACUACUAUCAGUACCCUGGGGCCUGGCUGA